Amoebophrya sp. A25 is the source of this 3291-nucleotide messenger RNA. The record is from the annotation of a GenBank genome assembly. Lineage: Eukaryota; Dinophyceae; Syndiniales; Amoebophryaceae.
UAUUUCUUCAAGAUAAGUAGUGCAAGAAGAUGACAACGAUAAAAUAGAGCCGUGCUUUCGUUUUACGUUUAUGAUCUUCUUGAUCAACAACGCCUCUUGCCGCGAGAAUGUUGUGGGGCCGUGCGAAACCCUCGCCGACAACGUUGGCGACCACUUCAUCUUCGUCCGCUAGCAGCAGUAGCUGCAGCAGUAUAAUAGGUUCGAGAACAAGUACUGGGAUGAGAAUCAAUUAUGCACCAUCUUCAGUACUAGAAGUGUGGUCUCACCCCAGCACGAGAACGAGAACGAGAACGAGAACGUUCUCUUCGUCUGCUUCAACGUCACGAAUGCCCCUUGUUGAUCCUCGUGGACCUUUGUUUGCGUCUAGACGGGAACAGCGGUACUUCGAUGAUCCUGCGGUCCGUGCUCCGGUCUUAGAGCGGAACAAUACGGGCAUGGGAUAUCUCUGCUUGAAUGCGGAGGGACUCCCUCUAGACGGUGUCAAUUCGCUUAUCACAAAGAUGAGGGAUUUUUAUGGACCCUGGUGGAAAUGCUGGCUUUAUUUGAUUAUGUCGCCGUCGAUGAACACGACAUCACUACCCUGAGAGGUAGUUGUACUAAAAACUCAAAAUAACAAGAACUGCUGUCUAUCCUCAACUAUAUUUCUCUUCUAAUUCCCAGAAGUGAACACAACCAAGCGUUUUGUCGUGUUAUCGCACAAUAUGGAUGACACGCCAGAGGCCAGGAUGCGACGUAAGGCACUGGGUCAAGAUGAGAAAGCUGGCUUCGUGUUUAAUGGUCUCAACGAGGAAGAUUAUCUUCUUCUUGGUGCUGCCGCAUCUUCUUCGACAAGAUCGAGGUCAUCAAGAACAAGGAACGAAAUGAUAGACAGGGAAGAUAGCUGGGGAUCAUCCUCAUCCAGAAGUGGCAACCAGAGCAGUCAGGUGUUGUCAGCUUACCUCACUCAUUAUCAAGAGCUUACGCAUUUACUCUCCGAUUACAGAAAACCUUUGGUGUCCUUCUUUCCCGGGUGCAUUCAGAAUGAAGCUACUGCUCUUCUGGCUCUCUCAGAGCUUUCUGCGGUCUGUGCAACUACGAAGAUCAAACUGCCAGACCUGCAUAGAAAAGUCCUUUUUGGCGGCCUUUCGCUCGUGUUGAGCCAAAAUCCAGUGGCAAGAUUCUGUGCCUUUUCUCAAUUGGAUUUGGAAGUUAUGGAAAGGGGUUUUGUGAGUAUUUUUUCCGGUAGAAGUUGUCAGAAGCUGCACCCUCAUUCUCAUGCGACGUCUUCUAAACAAAGUCCCGACAUUGUCUACGCUGGCCUCGCCAAGCAUUGGAUGUCUCCUGAGGCGCUGGAGUUGAUGCAAAUCACUGCUGAAAAAAUCGCUUUUAACCUGACUGAGAAAGAUGGCCGGUUGUUGUUGGAUGAGCAUUUUUUGGCACUGCCACCACCCUCAGCCUGGAUGCAAAGGCGCAUGCCGUUGAUGCAGGCUUUCUUUAGGAAAGGAGGAGAUCACCACGUUAAGGUCGUGGCUUAAUACAAUUCAUUUCUACCAGCCAUGUUUCCCUAUUGCUAGUUCCUUCUGAGGAUUUUUGGGAAAGAUGCACAACCCAAGAAAUGAAGGGUUUGAGCUCUAAUCAUAGACAUGACCAUGAAGGUCCCCGAGCGUCAUGGCAAUUCCAAGGUCGUUCGUCGAGGAUGAAUAAAAAUAUCAGGAGGGUGGAAAACUAUGAUGACCGCGAGGGAGGUUCAUCUUCUCCUUAAGGCCCGAUACAUCAUACUUACAAUUCAUCUCCAAGAAGGGUCUGCUUUUUCUUCGGUUUCGGUUUCCUUCUUAGGAUUCUGAAGAAAUGAUAAUGAAGGGAGGAAGUAAAUUCAAUUGUUGAGAGCUCUAAUCAUGUCCGUUUCUGACAUCGUGGACGAGAAUAGUCAACGGUUGGCACAGAUCUGGACUAGCUCACGUGGAGAAACAUGCCAAACCUGAGAAUGAACCUGCACAAGACGAUGCAAUAAAUUUUCUUCAAAAUUGUGUCGACCACUUUCAAUCCUGGUUUUCUGAUGCAGAUCAUGAGCAUCUAGAAAGAAACAGGAGAAGCACCAUAUUCGCUUUGAAUUGGGUUCUGUUACAUGAGGCUGCGAAAUGCAGAGGGGCGAUAGAAAAAGCAGUUGGAGGAAAACCAAAGCAGGAGGACGAAAGGAGUAUGAGGUUAAGGCGAGGCUGCAUUACCUCCUGAAGAUAAUAGAUGAGCCUGUCCCUGUGCUGUCUGAGGGGGCUAGUAUUAACAUUUUAAGUUUGUGUUUCGUGGGUGUUGUAUAAAAUCUACCUCUACAGUUGAAGAGUGAAAUUAGCAAGUCGUGUUGAUGCUCAUGCUCAUCAAUUAUCAACAAGAAGAUGACGAUGAGAACGACCUGACGAGAGUCUAUGACUUCCGCACCAUCUUCUAACAAUUUUCAACGCGAGGUUCUUCAUGGACAAGAAACCUGCAAGUCGCACUCCCACGCUUGAGGAGCACAAUCGACUCGUAGAUAUACUCGCACUCCCCGAGAUUCUUGAACUAGAGCUGCGUGGUCAAAAUUUACUGCAUAGUGGGAAACUGUGGACAACGGAUGUUCAGAACUCAUUGAUGAAAAUAGAUCAUCAUGGCUCCAUCUCUACAGCCCUCUUUGCAAAGGUACAUCUGCUGUUUUCAGCGGAAAAAGAGGCGCCGGGAAUAAAGAUGUCAGCGAUGCAGAAGCGAAGAGAGUUUCCAGUUUCGUUAUGGCAUUCACUCAGUACUACGUGUUUUUGCGCGUUUCAUAGUCAUAGAUAAAAGAAAUUAGUUGUUGUACCCAGAAACAGAAAGGUUUUGAUUUCCUCUCACCAACAGAAAUCUGAACCUCUAACAAGCGCUCACCCGCUGAUCCGACAAUAUCAUCCGGAUUACGACGAAAAGACCGGGUCCGACCUCGGCGAUCGUGGAAGUGCUUUGGCGGAGCAAGAGAGAUUUGACUCUGAUUAUCUCAGUCAGGAAUUGAUGGAAGCGAAGAAACAAAUAUGCCCACAACUCGUUACGAGGUGGCGCGGGUAGGUGGACUUGGAGAUGAUGAGAGUCUUGCCAUUUAAUUGAAAUGUUGGUUCACAUGAUGCAGGAGGCUGUCCCGAUCACGACAUAUUACUAUGAGUCGACUCGAUGAAAGCGGGUCGAACAAGAAGAGAAUUUGCUCCUGUAAUUUCAGUUUUAUUAUCUUCCGAAUUUUUUCAGUACCUAGUACCAGAGUAGUUUGUAGCACGCAUGGUGCAUGGAGUAGCAUGGAGUGCAUGGAGCGCAGAGCUU